Messenger RNA from Telopea speciosissima, 2365 nucleotides. RefSeq names its product cyclic nucleotide-gated ion channel 2-like. The coding region runs from base 92 to 2323 and encodes 743 amino acids. Lineage: Eukaryota; Viridiplantae; Streptophyta; Magnoliopsida; Proteales; Proteaceae. The record is from RefSeq and is a predicted model, not a curated record. The transcript is spliced from 8 exons.
UCUGCUCUCUCUCUCUUUCUCGUCUCAUCACUCAAUUUUUUGCUCAAGCUCUCUGCUACUCUCCCAUGGUUCGAAUUCUACUCUCCCAAACAUGCCCUCACUUCCGGAACUCCAAAUCUCCCUUCCAAGGUGGAUUGGGAUAUUCCGGUGGUGGCGGCAGCAAGGAGAGCACCCUAACAACCAUUUGGAAGAUAGCGGAGGAGAAGGAGGAGGAGGAGGAGUUGUUGAAGAGGAGAGUCCCACCACCAUCUCGGAGAGCUCUCCGGUGGAGUGCUACGCGUGCACACAAGUUGGAGUUCCAGCCUUCCACUCCACCAGUUGUGACCGAGUCCACCCACCAGAAUGGGAAGCCAGUGCUGGAUCGUCGCUAAUUGCCAUACAGUACCAGAACCAUCGUCGAUGGGCCGGGGGUAGCGGAGGAGGAGGAGGAGGAGGAGAGUCGAAAUUGAACCGGAGGAGAUCGUUGAAAGGUCCACUGGGGAGAGUGCUGGACCCACGGAGCAAAGAGGUGCAGAGAUGGAACAGAGCGUUUCUGUUAGCGCGUGGAAUGGCGUUGGCCAUAGACCCGUUAUUCUUCUACGCGCUGUCGAUAGGGAGGGACGGAACUCCUUGUCUGUAUAUGGACGGUGGGCUUGCUGCCAUCGUCACGGUGUUACGGACUAUAGUGGAUGCGGUACACCUCUUCCAUCUCUGCCUCCAGCUCCGCCUCGCUUAUGUCUCCAAGGAAUCCCUCGUUGUUGGAUGCGGAAAGCUCGUGUGGGACGCGAGUGCCAUCGCGUCUCACUACCUUCGCUCCUUCAAGGGCUUCUGGUUCGACGCCUUCGUCAUUCUUCCCGUCCCCCAGGUGGUUUUCUGGUUGGUAGUGCCCAAAUUGAUAAGGGAAGAGAAGAUAAAGCUGAUAAUGACAAUCCUUCUAUUAAUGUUCUUAUUCCAAUUCCUCCCAAAGGUCUAUCACAGCAUCUGCAUCAUGAGGAGAAUGCAGAAGGUCACUGGUUACAUCUUUGGUACCAUCUGGUGGGGCUUUGCCCUUAAUCUCAUUGCCUAUUUCAUUGCUUCCCAUGUGGCUGGGGGUUGCUGGUAUGUCCUUGCAAUAGACAGAGUGGCUUCAUGCCUUGGAAAGCAAUGUGAUAGAGGGAAGAAGUGCAAGUUAUCCUUGUCUUGUGCCAAUGAAAUCUGCUACCGGCUUCCAUUACUGCUGAAUCCAUGUAGUAAUAAUUCAACAACGGUGCCGCCGAUCGGAAUCCCGAAUGUACCAGUGUGUCUAAAUGGCAAUGGACCAUUCCCUUAUGGAAUCUAUAAAUCUGCUCUUCCCAUUGUUUCUAGCAAUUCUAUUGUGGUUAAGAUCCUUUACCCAAUAUUUUGGGGCUUGAUGACUCUCAGCACAUUUGGUAAUGAUCUUGAACCUACAAGUCAUUGGCUAGAAGUGAUAUUUAGUAUAAUUGUUGUGCUCAGUGGUUUAAUGCUUUUCACUCUAUUGAUUGGUAAUAUUCAGGUAUUUCUGCAUUCUGUCAUGGCAAGGAAGAGGAAGAUGCAAUUAAGGUGUAGAGACUUGGAAUGGUGGAUGAGGCGACGACAAUUACCGUCUCAUCUAAGACAAAGAGUACGCCGUUUUGAACGACAGAGAUGGGCUGCUAUGGGUGGAGAAGACGAGAUGGACUUAAUCAAAGACUUGCCUGAAGGACUCCGGCGGGAUAUUAAGCGCUACCUUUGCUUGGAUCUCAUCAAGAAGGUACCUUUGUUCCACAAUUUGGAUGAUCUGAUCCUAGACAACAUUUGUGACAGGGUUAAGCCCCUAGUCUUCUCUAAGGAUGAAAAGAUAAUUAGAGAAGGAGACCCAGUGCAAAGAAUGGUAUUUGUAGUGAAUGGUCAAUUGAGAAGUAGCCAAAAACUAAGCAAAGGCAUGGAAGCAACAUGCAUAUUAGGCCCUGGGAGCUUCCUAGGGGAUGAACUUCUUUCAUGGUGCCUACGCCGCCCAUUCAAUAUUGAUCGUCUCCCUACUUCAUCAGCAACAUUCGUCUGUGUUGAAGCAACAGAAGCAUUUGGUCUAGAAUCACAAAAUCUUCGAUACAUCACCGAGCAUUUCCGAUACAAAUUUGGUAAUGAAAGACUUAAGAGGACAGCGAGGUACUACUCCUCCAAUUGGAGAACAUGGGCAGCUGUGAACGUACAAUUGGCCUGGCGCCGUUACAUGAAAAGGACAAGGGGUCCUAUGAUUCAGGCAACGGAAAAUGGCAAUGGCAAUGGCGAUGGCGAUAGCGAUCGACUUCUUAUGCGCUAUGCUGCAUUGUUCAUGUCUCUUAGACCACAUGACCACCUCGAAUAGAAGAGCUUGAAGCUGGCUUGGAUGUAUUAUCCAUCCAAACCC